AUGCACGGAAAGACUGCUCUUGCUAUCGUCGGCGCGGCGGCCAUUGGGCGCGUGUCUGCUGGCGACGCUCCCGAAACCAGCGGCAACCCUCCCAAUGUCAUUUACCGGGCCACCAUUGAGAAGCCUGGCUUCGCGGAUGCCGACUUGCCUGGCGAGCUGAUGGGCUCCAUCUUUGCCCAGGCUCCUCCCGGCGGCCGAGGUGUGGUGUUCCGCGCCGAGUUCGAGAAUCUGCCCCUAGAAGGCGGUCCAUUCACCUACCACCUCCACAAGGCGGCUGUCCCCGAGGACGGCAACUGCACUGCCGCUCUCAGUCACCUCGAUCCGUACGGAGCGGGCGCCGAGGUCAAGUGCGACGCGUCCAAGCCCGAGACGUGCGAGGUCGGUGACCUGUCUGGCAAGCACGGCGCCAUCAAGUCGGCCCCCUUCAGCUCCGAGUACCACGACCUCUAUGCCUCUACGAAGGAGGGUGACGAGGCCUACUUUGGCGACCUCUCCUUUGUGCUUCACUACGCCAACAGCACCCGUCUAGCCUGCGCCAACUUCAAGAGGGAGGCGUCCAGCACGCCUUAUCCUACGGGCGGCCACCCCAACUCCACGGUCAUCCCUACAUACAGCCAAACCCGCAGCCCAACAGCCGCGCCAACUGGCGAGCCUACAGAGGAGCCAACUGAGGAGCCGACAGGCGAGCCCACGACUCCCGGCUCGGCUGCUGCACAGAUGAGCAAGUGGUCGGUGCCCGCGAUGGUUUUCGGUGCUGCGGCUGUGGCCUUUGGCCUGUAA
Emericellopsis cladophorae is the source of this 780-nucleotide messenger RNA. Its product is annotated as Cell surface superoxide dismutase [Cu-Zn]-like protein. The record is from RefSeq and is a predicted model, not a curated record. Gene Ontology annotation, molecular function: metal ion binding. The transcript has 2 exons. The coding region runs from base 1 to 780 and encodes 259 amino acids. NCBI's taxonomy places the organism in Eukaryota, Fungi, Ascomycota, Sordariomycetes, Hypocreales, Bionectriaceae. Gene Ontology annotation, biological process: superoxide metabolic process.